Tetrahymena thermophila SB210 is the source of this 1665-nucleotide messenger RNA. Its product is annotated as tubulin-tyrosine ligase family protein. The transcript has 6 exons. The record is from RefSeq and is a predicted model, not a curated record. Gene Ontology annotation, biological process: protein modification process. Lineage: Eukaryota; Ciliophora; Oligohymenophorea; Hymenostomatida; Tetrahymenidae.
AUGCUUUUACAGAUUAAUAAUUAAUAAAAAUUGUAGCAACAAUAGGCGUAUGACUAUGCUGCUCUUUAAAGUAAUAAAAGGGUGAUAAAAAAUGGUCAAAAUAUUUCGUCAUAGAUUUAUGCUUAAAAGAAAGAUGCUCAAAAGAGAGCUCUUACUCCAGUUAAAACAAGUGGUUAGAAAUUUAAGUAAUACACCUCUCCUUAAAUAAAGUCUAUUAAAACAAUGACAAACGUAUAUGGAGGCAAUCAAUUAUAAAUACAAAUUAAGCCUUAAAAUAAAACCUAAUUGCCACCAAUAAUGACUUAAAGCGCAGUUCCUUAAGGAUAAAAAAAAAGUGUAUUCAUUGGGAAAGGCAACAAUGAUCAAUUAAUAAGAGAAUUCUUUGAAAAAAAGGGAUGGAAUGUAUUAGAUAGCAGCUUGAAGUUUUGGACAAAAUUUAAUUUUAAGUGGGUAUAAACAAUCAACGAAAUAGAUUGGCAAUUCUUCCAUGAUGGAUAAUAAAUAGUUAAUCACAUUCAAAAUAUUUCCAUUAUCGCAACUAAGUCAGGGCUUGUAUAAACUAUAAAAGAUUUUGAGUCAAAAGAUAAAUUCUUAGCUAGCUCCUAUGGUAUUCAUUCUUCCUAGUUUAUGCCUGAAACAUUUCGCUUAGAUGUGACCAGAGACGAUUAUUCCAUAGAAGAAUAGAACUUUUUGAACUAGAAAAAUACUGGUUUAUGGAUAAACAAACCAACCAAUUUUAAUUGUGGUAAAGGAAUUUAAAUGGUGUCUGAUAUUAAAAAGUUUAAAGAUGAAUUUACUCGUUUAAAGUCUUAGAGUUAUUCCCUUAGGUAAGGUAAGUCUAUUGCUUCAACUAAAUUCUAAGUCUUCCAUAAGAAAUGUAUAAUAUAAAGAUAUAUAGAAAGCCCAUUACUACUUGAUAAAAAGAAAUUUGAUAUGCGUGUCUACGUUUUUAUUGCAUGCACUGAUCCUCUUCUUGUCCUCUAUAAUCCUGGGUACCUUCGUCUCUCCAUGAAUGACUACAAUAAAGAAAAUGUUGAUGAUAAUAAUGAAAAAUUCACUCACUUAACUAAUGCUGCUAUUUAAAAGAAACAUCCUAAUUUCUAAAAAAACAAAGAAAACACUAUCUGGAGUGUAGAGAGGUUUGAAAAAUAUGUCAUGUAAAACUACAACGUUUCUCUAAAAUAACUAGAUGAAUUAAAAAAGAAAAUAAAAUCUGUUCUUACUUAUGUUAUACGUUCAGCUGAGAAAAAAUUAGAUAAAAAAUAAGGCUGCUUUGAAUUACUAGGUUGUGAUAUCUUAUUAGGAAGCGAUUUUACUCCUUACUUGAUUGAAAUGAAUCAUAAUCCGGCUCUUCAUUUAGACACUGUUGUGUAAAGUUAAGUUAUUCCAUAAGUAGUAAAUGAUGCAUUAGAAAUAGUAAUGCAAAUUCAUGAGAAGUAAGAAAAGCCAGAAUUGGCUAUAAAAGGUGAAUUUAAUACUAGAUGUUUCUAAACAUUAAUAAAUGAAGCUAACAACUUUUGCUUCUUAAGAUCUUAAAAGCAAAACUUACAGUAAGUUGGUAGUUAGGAAAUAAAAAAAGAUUUAACUCCCGUUUCUACUAAAGAUAAGUCACUUUCAACAUUUUAAACUCUUCAAAGCCAAUAAUCCAUGAAAGAGCAUUCAUGA